Fusarium vanettenii 77-13-4 is the source of this 2091-nucleotide messenger RNA. RefSeq lists its product as uncharacterized. The coding region runs from base 1 to 2091 and encodes 696 amino acids. Lineage: Eukaryota; Fungi; Ascomycota; Sordariomycetes; Hypocreales; Nectriaceae. The record is from RefSeq and is a predicted model, not a curated record. The transcript is spliced from 2 exons.
AUGUCCGAGAAUGAUGAAUCGCAAAGGCUUAGGGGGGCUACCGUACAACGUACGACCCUCGAAGAAUACCUCAGAUACUGCCAUGAACACCUCUUCAAAUCCCUGCAAAUCAGCGAUGACUUACUUCUGACGAAAUCCAGCGAGAGCACUACAAGUGUCGACGCUAAGUACUACCCACUAAAGUUACGACCAUGGGAGGACUUCCUCGGCUCGCAGCGGACACAUUACAACAUCAUCCGAGAGGUCCUCAACGGCACUCAGCUGCUGCCAUCUCUAUCGUACGUUGAAGAGAGGUCGGAGACGGCCGACGGCCCCAACGUCGCUAGCGAGGCAGACCUCAAUCUUUUCGAGCGCCUUGCCCUGGAGGAACCAGCUCAGAAAGUGUACAAGGUCUUUGGCCCACGGUGUCAAUCCCACCCAAUGACCCAAGAUCUCGAGUGCGCAAACAUCAGAUUCACAAACCAAUUGCCCACCCUGCAAGAGCCGGAUGGCAAUGAGGAAAGUUGGCGUAUUUCCCAAACAACCCAAAAGCAGCCGAGGUUGGGAUUUCCAGACAGAUGGUGCGGACGCCGGCUUGCAGGCGAACAGUCAGGCCCCCGCAACGGCCGAGGACAGGAUCACAUUGCUUUCCCCAUCGGGUACAAAGCAGCACACAAGAUUGGUGUCCAAGACUUUGAAGCGGCGCUGCAGAAGGAAGACUUGUUUAACCAAGUUCUGUCAAACGUAGUAGGCCACAAGUUAUCCACUGGUCAUGACCGUGAUAACGACCGGAGGGACGAAAAGGUAGCCAAAGCUUUGGCUCAGAUCUUCCACUACAUGGUUUGCUGCCGAAGCACCUUCGGGUAUCUCACUGGAGGCCAUUCCCUCAUCUUUCUACGGAUUGAUGAAGAUGCUCAGGUGCUGUAUCAUCACAUGGUGCAGCCAAACAAGGAUGUCGAGGCCGAAGCCACAGAUCUAUUCUUCACAGGAGUUGCGCAGCUGUCGGCCUUUUGCUUGAAGGGCUUCUUAGAGCCUAGGAAGACUAAAGAAUGGCUUCUACGGGAGCAGGCCAGGCUUCAAACGUGGCCCAACCCUUAUCCUGAAAUGCGCGAGCCGACCGCAGAGGUUCCAUCAUCGUCACCUAAAGCACCAUCAACUGCAUCAUAUAUUGCAUCAUCUCCAUCCCCCAAAAACGAUCCCUCUCGGUCCCCGCCGGUUCGGCUUACUAGGUCAUCAUGCAAGGACAAAGAGCUCGUGGAGGAAGGGAGUGGAUUUGGCGACACUGAUAGCGAUGAGGACCACCACAGUGACGACGCAGGCAUCCAGCCAUCAGUACCAGAGGCAGCCAGUUGUUCGAAAAAACGAAAGAAAGGGACCUCGGAUAGUGAAUAUUCUGCGAGCAUUGACGGGGCUUCGUUCGAGCUUGAGGCUCAGCAGUACUGCACGCAAGCCUGCCUCUUGGGCCUCAAAAGGCAGGGACUACUGGAGGAAAAGUGUCCUAACGUGGCUCUCCAUCGUUCUCCAGAAGGAGGCUCUCGCCACCAUAUCGACAUCCGCGAGUUUAUACAGCUUUUGAAUGCUCAGAUAGGCGAGCCAUGUUAUCGUUACCGCUACUAUCAGCCUGUGGAUGGCAAGUAUGGGGCAAGAGGACAGCUCUUCAAGCUGUCAUUGCGGAAACACGGCUACACAUUUGUUGGCAAGGGAACCUUCGCAGCUGCCCUGGCGAGUAUUGAACACGAGUCGAAGGUCUACUCGCGACUUGACUCGCUACAAGGACACCUUGUUCCUGUUUGCCUGGGAAGCAUCGACCUUCAGACACCUUACCCUCUCCCGAUGGCAUUUAUUGCUCAUAUGCUACUCUUAUCAUGGGGAGGGGACCGAAUGCCCGAGGGGCUUUACGCCGAAGAACAACGAGAGUCAUUCAAGAGGCGUUUUCUUACACAUGGCGUUUCUCAUAACGAUAUGCGGCAUCGGAACAUGCCUUGGAAUGAGGAAUGUGGGACGGUUAUGCUUAUUGACUUUGACUGUGCCACGAUGCAGCUGCCGGCCAAGCACACGCAGAUAUCAAGGCUGUCUGGUAAAAGGAAAAGACGAUUCUCGAGACGGGCGUAG